Amoebophrya sp. A25 is the source of this 352-nucleotide messenger RNA. NCBI's taxonomy places the organism in Eukaryota, Dinophyceae, Syndiniales, Amoebophryaceae. The record is from the annotation of a GenBank genome assembly.
GGGGCCGAGAUGCAAUCUAGCAGACUCUAAAAGAAUGGAGUAAGGUCGAGGUCAUGGCGGAGGAUAAGCAGGAUCAUGUCCAACAGGGGUGGUCUAAGGACAGAAUAUUAGCGAUGAACACUCACGGGGCUAAGAAGGCCAACAUAUCGAAGGAGGACUUCGAGCAAAGGGGUCUGGCGCCUGAUCGGGGAAUAGGUUCCUUGGAGACUACCGCAGAAGAGCGUGACGUGUUUCGUCGAGUUCUUGGUAAAUUGGUGGCGCCUUUUUUAGCGGGAUCCACAGAGCAGACAGCAGACUUUGAGCGUAGAAAUGAGUCCUCGUCUACCUCCAGUGAGAAGAAGCACGAGGAGCG